AUGUCGGCGAGGGAAGUGGAACUGGAGGUUGCGCCCGACACCUAUGGGUUCAGUCACGGCAGUUCUGGCUUGAGGAACCGUCACCAAGCUGUUCCCAACGGUAGUGCGAUCGACGAAGCCACUGGGUACCCGCGAGUGCUCCAGGAGGCCUCGUCACUGCAAGAGCGCAGACAAAGCUUCAUUCUUAUCCUCAUCUCCGGGAUAGAUGUCAUUAGCAGCGCGGUCAUGAUGGGCGUGGCCUUCAAGUUUGCCUACCGAGCCGUCGGGGCAUCGCUGUACUGCCUGGGCAUCCAGGCAAUCUCACACAUGCUGUCUUCCAUCAUUCUGAUCGCACGUUUGGUGGGAGAACUUGGCGUGCCCCAAGAUGCAGAAGAAUCAUUGCUCAGGGAGAAGCGACGACGCUUCUUGUACCGAGAGCAGGGUCUCAACGUGGUUAUGGGCCUUUCCAUGUUAGUUGCAGCAGCAGCUCUCGUGUUCAAGGCAGCCAGGAAGAUCAAAUUCUGGAACAAGUGGUAUACAGACCACCAGCACAUGGAUUCAGAGGCUCAGUGGGCCACCGAAUUCCUUGCGUGGUAUGGCUUUGCCUUUUACUUUCUUCAGGCGCUUGCCCGCUUCUUCCUCGGGCGAAAGUUGCGAAGGAAUAUUGUUUGGAGCGCGCUCGUGAACUCCAUCAUCAGCCUGAUCUUUCUCUUGGUGAUGGGACUGGCAGCAAGCUACGAGAAGGAAGGGACGUGGAAGGCAGAGCCUAUCUGCGCAAUCGUUCUGGCGGUUGUCAGCUUGGUUGAGGGCAUCAGGAUCGUCAUUUCAAACAUGGAUGAUAUGGACACUCGCAUGCGCCAUGAUGCCCGGGCAUAG
Messenger RNA from Symbiodinium natans, 855 nucleotides. The record is from the annotation of a GenBank genome assembly. NCBI's taxonomy places the organism in Eukaryota, Dinophyceae, Suessiales, Symbiodiniaceae.